UUUCACUGAAUGCGUGUAUUCUUUACGAUAAUAAAUGGAGAAUUAUCUCUGCUUCUUAUCUCGUUCGUUAGACAUAUGGAGACAUGGGAUGAAUUCAUCUCACGACAUAUGGCCAGUAGUAUUCAAAGUGUACUGUUGCACAAGCAGCACACCAGAUGUAGACAGCCACAAAGCCAAGCACCACCGACAUCAACUACCUUCAUUUUUUGACUAACUAGGCUCACAGCUGAACAAGCCUGGUGUAACUCAUAUCAUGUGGACGGGACAUGCAACCCCGUCGGCCAUACAUACGAAUAGCGAGGCUGAGCUGAGUUGCUUAUCUCGGACAACCAAAGAUUUAUUUCAAGUUUCUGUUCUAUUCCAGACUCAUAUCAUUACCAUUGCUAAUUCAUAAUAUAGCCAUACAGUCUAAAGACUAUUGUCGUGAGCUUCUGACACCAGCGCCCGAGCUUUCUUCGGAUAUGUCUCCAUCAUGGCACAAUCAACUCCCACCUUCGUUGCAAUGAACAAUCUUGGAAGUCCUGCUUCAGCAUCAUCUGUUACACCUACCCAGCAGAAAUUUAAAUCCUCAACUGCAGGGCUGACAUCUGGGAAUUUUCCUGCCCAAGCUGUUGCGCCCUGCCCUCAAGGACAACCAUCGGCAAUUCCAGGUACUAUCCCAAGUAAGGCUGUUGUUCAAGGCCAAAGACCAAGUCAGCCUGUGCAACAAAGCUUGCAAGCUCAAGGCCAGCCAUUAAAUGCGCAAUCCAUAGUGUAUCAAGUCGUUCAAUGCGGAUGUCUACCCGGAAAUCCAUGUUCACAGCACACACCCGUCCCGAAUCCUAAUCCUAUUGUUAGGUGUGUGAAAUUUCUCGCCUGUUGGGAUUGCGGACCUAUUGGAGCUACCAUUGCCAUUCUCACUUUCGCAGUUGGUACUGUCAUAUCCUAUUUUGGUAUAAAGCUAGCUAUUUGGACGGCUACUAAGGACUAUAUUGAGCACUGUCAAGCAGAUGAGGUGUGUCUUCAUUAACCAAUCCGGAAAUGAUCCAAAUUAGUACUAACAAAUCUCCAGGAAGCACAGCGAGCGACGUCCCAAUGUAAAAAGGCAGCUGGUCAAGCUCUACCUCCACCACCAUUUUUCGAGUAUGAUCCUACAAACAAUACUGUUGUUCGUCGAACAUUGGGUGGAAUGCUAUUAGGUUCUACUGAGUCCAUCUCCCACAACAACAAUUACGUUUGGGCAUACGCGCUUCUGUAUUGUACAUUUUGCUGGAUGGUUCUGUCCGCAACAUGCUAUGUGACAUGGAGCCUACUUCGUACUCGACGUAUAUCGGCUGGAUAUUCCGGAAAGAUAGUCGCGAGUUCCUCAAAUGAAGCUUGGCGUCCAUCAUCAAUUUCCGAUCCAAAUCGAAGAAUCAUUCCGCUUAGGCGAACCCCUUGCCUGCCAGCCAUUGAAAUUAGUUGUGCAGGGAGCGACUCAGGAUAUUGCAGUCGUCCAAUCGAGUCUCAUAAGAUCACAAGAGCCUCAUCAUCUGCAAUAAUAGCAAAUGAAGACAACGCCAGUAGUGUGAGGCGUCGUGGCAAAAAUCGCGUCACUUGGAACCAAAAGUCCAGAUUCUCGCUACUCGAAGAAAACGAAAGCUGUCGAAUGGGAAAAGACGAAGAACUUAUACGAAAGUCGUUGGUAUCUCGAGGCGCCACGUUCCCAAUGAAACUAAAGCCACAUUUGAAUAUGGAGAUUGAAAAGCUGGCCUGUUUUGGGGACAAAAACGCAAGCAUUGAUCAGCCUUGUCCAGAGACAGAGAAUUUAUCUAAAAAACAAAGGCGCCUUCAUGAGUUGGUACAUCGCGACAUCCGGGACCUCCUUGGACUUUACGGUUUAGAGAUCUCUGCAUGUACUGGGAAUUCAAGGCGUAUCUCUUUAAUAGAUAUGCUAUUCAUUCCCCCAUUGAAAGGUAUUUUUACAUCUUUUCCGUGGAUGAGCUCUACUCUCAGACGAGCAAUCACUAGAAUAGUGAACGGCAAGGACGCAGAAGUGUUCGUGAAAUUUUAUAUGGAAAGUCCAGCUUGGCUAGAAGAGAUUAAAAAAGCCAUCGCAGUUUGCCUAGAUCUUCUCAAACUUACAGGAAUCGACAGUGGAGGUAACCUUGUCGCUCUGUACCAUAGUCAGGGCGGCUUAACAACUGUUGAAUUCCCCAGAGAGUUUUAUAGUUGGGGUAACAUAUUACGAGAUACAGCAGGAAAUUUUACUGUUGCUGUUGUUACAGAUACGUGCCUCUCUUCGCGAUCUCCGUUGCAGGGGAAGAGAUGUAGAAGCGGCGCACACAAUGAUGAAGACUCGGUAACUCUAGCAACUCAAAUCUCAAUCUCGGCAGGAAAUCCAGGGUCAUCUAUUAGGGGGUUCUCCUUAACAGCGAGCCGACCUGGUGAGAAGCAUUGGACGGUAGAUGCAGGGGCUGCUGACCAACGACUUAUUUUUAUGAAUGAGGGAUAUCUUAACGUAAAAGAGCCAAUAUUGGAAUUGAGGGACCACAAUUUUCCAAAAGUGUUGGCCGCAGAUUGGACUGCAAGCCUAAUUCCAACUUUUUGUCAUUCGAACCCAGACUUGCAUGAACCCACCUUUGUCGAGUGUCCGAGUGGGAUCGACGAAAAAGACGGAAUCCGGCCCAUCACAACGUACAUUUUUGGCCGUACGCUGAAGGAGUUCAGGAGACUGAAGAGAAACAAAGAUGAAUAAUUUUCUUAAGUACAAUAAUUUUCUUAAGUACGACUUUUGGAGGCCGAUGAUGGCAUAGCUUCUAAAUCAACCCAACGCCUUACCAGUCAAAAAGAAAGUUGAGCCUUCCGAAGGCAUUUCGCCAUGUUAAACUUCAUGAAUCAUCAUUUCCGCAUAGCCACUUUCUUCUCAAAGAAUUCUUGGUUGAAAAUUUGACGAAAUAUAAUCCUACUAGAACGGGAUAAUAUUCUACCCAAGCUGCAAAUCCUGAGCGCAUCUAAUGACGAAAGCUAUUUAGUAAGUAGUCUGUAAAGACAGAAGUUUUGCUAUAAGUAUAAUUGCUAUUCAAAUCAAGGAUCUUAUUGCGGAGAAAUGAAAGUAGGAAGUAUAAACAGGCCGUUUCAAGAAAGAAAAAGUAUGUUAAAUUGGUAAAAUGGGGCGACGCAUCAGUAUGGAUAUGGGCGAUGAGGAAGAUUGAUCCCGCCAUACCAAUACUAGCAAAUGUGUGAUUAAGCUGUAGUGACAUUACUACUACACCACACAUCAACCUCGCGAUGCGUUGUUUGAAGUUGGUCCGACAAUUUGUCGACGAUGGGACGAUGAUAGAUAUCUGCACAGUCUGCGUGGUGUUUACUCAUGAUAAGAUGGUGGAAGGUAAGUUAUUCGCACAUUGAUUUUUGAGGUCAAGACGGUCGACAAUCGUGGAACACAAUCUUAUCAGCAUGAAGUUUCAGUUGUUACGGAGUGAGGUUUGGAUUCUGCUUGUUUGGUGAAGAUG
Molecule: messenger RNA, 3473 nt
Organism: Sclerotinia trifoliorum
Lineage: Eukaryota; Fungi; Ascomycota; Leotiomycetes; Helotiales; Sclerotiniaceae
Source: the annotation of a GenBank genome assembly